Messenger RNA from Alternaria triticimaculans, 2109 nucleotides. RefSeq lists its product as uncharacterized. The transcript is spliced from 3 exons. The record is from RefSeq and is a predicted model, not a curated record. Lineage: Eukaryota; Fungi; Ascomycota; Dothideomycetes; Pleosporales; Pleosporaceae. The coding region runs from base 1 to 2109 and encodes 702 amino acids.
AUGCUCAUGGCAACGGAGCAGUCAGAGAGCGGAACACAUGGCCCGCCCACCGGUCAAGCAGAUCAACAACCUAUAACGCAGAUCGAAGAUGUUACUAUCGGUACGCUUACUAAGAGCUGCUUGGACGUCUACGCUGAAGUCUGGCAACGGAUAGACACGAAGAAGAUUAUGCCGGUUGGGUCUGUCAUGAAUCUGCGUAUUCACCUAACCAAAUGGGCCCAUCAAAACGGCAUAACUCAUCAGGAUGAACGAUCUCUCGAGAGCUGGCCUCAAAAGUCUAAGUCAAGCGAUCUAUCAUCAAAUCUACUCGCAACUUUGGAGAACGACAAUCUCAUACGAAAGUGGCUCCAUUGGAUCGAAAUGGACUUGGGCAAAGUGUCUAAGAUUUUGGAUAUCCUGACUGGAAGAUUUGUAGCAGAUGGAAACACGUCGACUCCAGAAGCAAAGCCGACAUCAGGCCCAGACGCUGGCAAUCCCAAGUUGAAGUCUGAUCUAAAGAAGCUCAUGGGGCAGCUAGCCUAUUACAAUGGACAGCUUUUCCGUCACACUGAGGAACUCAAAAACCCUAGCCGCGGUGAAGAAGACAAAGAUAUCGAUAAAGAAUUGGUCGAAAAGAAAGUUUCUCCCUCCGCGGUUGGCAAAAUCGAAGAAAUGGAAGAAACACUAAAGGUCGAAAUCGUGGGACUUGCUCAAGAUUGCAAAGUCGACUACGAAGACGUCAUCCGAGACUUCGACAGGGCGGACGAGCAAAUAAAGAAGAAGACUCCAAUCAGGGCCAUCAUAAUCGAGGGCGAGGUUUUGUGCCGUUGGAAAAAGCAUCUCGAAGAGCUUCCGCGCGAUGCGAUCUUCCACAUGUACAACUGUUGGCCAGAUUUGAACGUGAAAGACCCGAAGGGACGAAGCGAGAUUAACGAAAUGCUUCAACAAGCUAAUCCUAGCGGGGAGACAGGCUUGAAGGGUGCACUUCAUGUCAUCAAAGAGAAAUUGAGCAAGAUCUCCGAGAUUUUAAGAGGACGUAACACAUGGACGGAGGUAGCGCAGUCGAAUGGCACCUCGCCGUUUUCAGGUCUCGAGUUCCAUGUAAUGGCUCUAAUUUGGCAGAACCGAUGCCUAUGCUGCUUCACGGAGUUGAUCAGUGACAGCAUUGUAGCUAAAGCAGGCGUGUCGCCUGCUCAAGCAACCGAAAAUUCCACGACGGAGAUUGAUAGAGUUACCAUCAAAGCGCUCGCUCAAAGCUGCCAUGACGACUACCUUAGGGUCUAUAAGGAAUUCCAGGCCGUCUUCGAUGAGAAGUUCGAGGCCUGGGUGGCAUCCCAGGAGAAAGCGGAAUCUGAGAAGGGAAAAGCUAGAGCACAAGAUAAACCACGUGGCGAGGCGAUAAAGGAUUACAUGGAGAAGAACGUGUCGCAUAGUUCUAUCUUACAGCAAUGUGUGUUGUUUGAAGUCUGGGCAAUGAGUAAUGGUGUGUUUCAACCGCGUAAAAGCUCUCCCGAGUACCGGCUUCGGCAGCUUACUCUAAAGCUUGACGAUGCAAUGAAACAUCGAUCUGUAGACCCUCAUAUCGAUGAGCAAACAAAGCAACAGCUUCAGUUGAUCCAGAUAACUUUAGCGGAAAUGUCUGGUAUCCUAACCAGGAAACGCAAAUCGGUCGAAUCGAAAGCGAACUCAGAUGACACAGACUCCGAUAAACCGGAUCCUGAUGAUACGGAUUCCGAUAGUACAGACUCUGACGAUACAAGCUCUGAUGAUACAGACUCUGAUGAUACAGACUCUGAUGAUACAGACUCUGAUGAUACAGACUCUGAUGAUACAGACUCUGAUGACACAGACUCUGACGAUACGGAUUCCGAUGAAGCGGAUUCUGACGAAGCGGAUCCAGACCACGCAUUUACCGAAAUGAUGCCAGAACUCCAGAGGCUUAUGGACAACCUUGCAGACUACAACAAAAGUCUUGAUCGGUUGUCGCAGCGGUUUACAAAAACAAGACCAGCAGAAGGAGGCGUCUGCACCGAUGUUGAGAGCGACGACCAUAAGGGUCUCGACCAAAGGUUGGAGGUCCGGAGACGGGGAAACGUCAAAGGCAUCCAGGGCAAGCUAGAGGUCAGUUGA